Molecule: messenger RNA, 1410 nt
Organism: Necator americanus (New World hookworm)
Lineage: Eukaryota; Metazoa; Nematoda; Chromadorea; Rhabditida; Ancylostomatidae
Exons: 11
Coding region: 1-1410 (469 amino acids)
Biological process (GO): CDP-choline pathway; phosphatidylethanolamine biosynthetic process
Cellular component (GO): cytoplasm
Molecular function (GO): ethanolamine kinase activity; choline kinase activity
Source: RefSeq, a predicted model, not a curated record
AUGGUUUCUAGGAGGCUUUUCUCGUUGUCCUCCCGUUGGAGACGAUAUCCAGAGAUGUCCGACGAGGAAUGCGUUCGAGUGAUCGCAUCGACGAAUACCAGAGCGCCUAUCGGAACCGAUUGUUAUGAUAUUUUAGCGUUCUCUGAGAAUAAUCCUUCGUUGAAAUUUAAAGAUAGAACAACGGAUUCUAGUGAUCUUAAGGAAGUUUUCGCCAAAUUCGACUCAUCACAACCUAUAAGUACGGAGAUUCUCAGUCGGACCAGAUAUCUAUGUGCAAAAUAUCUUGGCGGUGCAUGGAAUCGAAUACGGCUGGAUCAGUUCAGAUUAAAAGCUAUUACCGGUGGCAUGUCGAACCUGCUAUUUCUGGUUGAGUUGAGCUCAGAGGUGGAGAGCAUAGGAUCGGAGGCUCGACAAGCUCUUCUACGAAUCCAAUGCCAAUCAGAUCUGGAUCAACUGCUUACUGAAUCCGUAGUGUUCACAUUACUAUCAGAACGUUGCUUAGGUCCAAAAUUACUCGGAGUUUUUCCUGGAGGUCGUUUUGAACAGUUCAUACCAAGUCGUCCACUACAAUGCACCGAGAUCAGCAAACCAAUGAUUGGACGAAUAAUUGCACCAAUGUUGGCUCGUGUACAUACGUUGGACGUGCCGAUCACUAAGGAACCGGAAGUGAUGAACUGCGCUCGUAGUUGGUUGACGAAAUUUCGUUUAACCGCUGGCGGCGCGCGUCCAAUCGAUAUACGCUGCACAGCCGCGCGCGUACCUCCUCAUUGUUAUCCAACCGCAAUCACUUGUGACCAAUUAGAGGAAGAGCUGAACUUUGUCGAGGAUUUCCUGGCGAAAAGCAAAAGUCCCGUUGUAUUCUCGCAUAAUGACCUACAAGAAGGAAAUAUUCUCUUAUUUGCUGACUAUCAUCUCGAUAUUGAUGGAACUGUUCGAAGUCGAUCGGGCGAGAAAGCCGAUAUUGAUCCACUCGUUUUAAUUGAUUUCGAAUACUGUAGCUAUAAUUAUAGAGGCUUCGAUCUUGGCAAUCAUUUCUGCGAAUACGGAUUCGAUUACAACUGUGAUCAACCACCAUAUUAUAAAAUUUAUGGCGAAAUGUUUGAGGUUGACCAGGAAAGGCGCAACUUCUGCGAAGCUUAUCGAGAUGAGGUUUACAAGAUGCGAGACACCGGAGAAAACCCACAUUUCCCGUCAGAUCUGGUGACCGGGAAUCGUGAAGCGGAUUUGGCUCGGCUUGUCACCGAAUCCACGUUAUUCAUGGCUGUUUCCAAUAUAUACUGGUCAUGUUGGGCAUUGUUAAACGCCGAGGAUGCAUUUAUUCAGUUCGACUACGGUUCCUACGCCAGAGAUCGACUCGCAUUGUAUUACCAACAAAAAGCUUCACUAAAAUCGUUUAUGGAUUCUCAAUAA